AUGGUGGGCACUUCCAUGCCUGAUGUUGCAGACAACAUCGAUGAUUUGGGGUGCCGUUGGGAUGCCCUUGGUCACAAAAGUGGUACUUUGCGUUGUUGCGUAGCAAGCUGCGCCCUUCACCAGCAAGGCGGCUUUAGUCUGCUUGAAAUUUGCAAUCCAUCGCCAAUGCUGAUCAUGGGCGUUUGCGCGGCCCGUUUGGACGGGCUGCCUUGGAACAUGGAGCUGCGUUGGAACGGCAGAAGCGGACCCACGAUCUGCAAUCGACGAUCAAGGGUGGUGCAACCAUCAUCGUCAGCCCAGUAUGACUGCUGUGCAACUCGUGGCUGA
Ostreobium quekettii is the source of this 327-nucleotide messenger RNA. NCBI's taxonomy places the organism in Eukaryota, Viridiplantae, Chlorophyta, Ulvophyceae, Bryopsidales, Ostreobiaceae. The record is from the annotation of a GenBank genome assembly.